Molecule: messenger RNA, 2554 nt
Organism: Phycodurus eques (leafy seadragon)
Lineage: Eukaryota; Metazoa; Chordata; Actinopteri; Syngnathiformes; Syngnathidae
Gene: tmed10
Product: transmembrane p24 trafficking protein 10
Exons: 6
Coding region: 793-1551 (252 amino acids)
Biological process (GO): intracellular protein transport; endoplasmic reticulum to Golgi vesicle-mediated transport; Golgi organization
Cellular component (GO): COPII-coated ER to Golgi transport vesicle; endoplasmic reticulum-Golgi intermediate compartment; Golgi apparatus
Source: RefSeq, a predicted model, not a curated record
UUCAUUAUGUGACUGCGGCGCCUCGAGAGAUGAGCUGAAUUCAUUCCACAACCAACUCCGAACGCUCUUCUCUACAAUUCAUCUUUGCCCGUCGAGAUGACAAUAAAGACGCCAUUCAUCACUUCUUGCCUCCGCCCCUCCAAAAACAAAAACGCAAUGUUUUGAAACCAGAAACGUAGCACUUUAUAGUAUUGUACGUCAUAAAAACAUAUUGCAAUGAUUGCAGUGAUUCAAUAGGAUGGAAAGAAAUGAAAAGGCUUUUGCUUGAAUUCAAUCCCAUCAAACUUCAAGUUCAAUAAAAGAGCUUUGAAGCAAGCGUGCUUCACCUCUCGGAGAGGAAAACCACGCAGGUGGGCGUCGUCUUUUCUCCUCGUCAAGGUGAUGUUAUACGCGAGUGAGAAGAGGCGCGAAGGAAUACUUGAAGAAGCCUCUUUCGAUAGGUUUCCAAAAUCCCCCAUCGCGCACUCAACCAAAGUGGCACACGCGUUUGCUGACGUCUGGAAUGUUUUCCCGCGAAACAACACUUCUUGCGGGUGUUCUCCUUGACGUCCGUAUGAGUUGAAAAAGGCUGCGGGUGGCGCCGAGGAGGUUGCUAUUCUUAGAAGCCGUUUGACGCAGCGAGUUGCGACACCGGAGGGAUUUCUCCGUCCAAUAAUUGUCCUUCUCACGAACGACGUCGUCUCCCUGGAAACCGGACAGUUUUUGCGGAACGGGCUAAUCCGUGAGCCGCCAGCAGAGAAACCCUAUCUUCUGGUGGGAUGCGAUUGCAAAGAAACGGGAUCGGAAGCAUUUAUGAGUUCCUCCUCCGACCUACUGGCGCCGCUACAACCGGCUGCAAACCGGUUGUUAUCGCCUCGGCCGAAGCAGGAAGCUGUUAAGCGGAGCUGGCACCGGCUGGUUGGUUGCUCGGUCUGCGAGGUUUUUCCAGCCAUGGCUCGGUUAGCGGCGCUCCUACUUUUACCGGUUCUCAUUGAGUCGGCGUCCUCCAUCUCCUUCUCCUUGCCGGUCAACUCGAGGAAGUGCCUGCGGGAGGAGAUCCACAAGGACGUGCUGGUCACCGGGGAGUACGAGAUCAGCGAGCCGACGAACACCAAAACCAACCUGAAGAUCACAGAUUCCGCCGGCCAUUUGCUGUACACCAAGGACGAUGCCGCCAAAGGGAAGUUUGCGUUCACCACGGAGGACUACGACAUGUUUGAGGUGUGCUUUGAGAGCAAGUCGCCCAUGGGAACUGGAAGAGUGCCGGACCAGUUGGUCCACCUGGACAUGAAGCACGGCGUGGAGGCCAAGAACUACGAAGAGAUUGCCAAGGUGGAAAAGCUGAAGCCUCUGGAGGUGGAGCUGCGGCGACUGGAGGACCUCUCGGAGUCCAUCGUCAACGACUUUGCGUACAUGAAGAAGCGAGAGGAGGAGAUGAGGGACACCAACGAGUCCACCAACACGCGCGUGCUCUACUUCAGCAUCUUCUCCAUGUGCUGCCUGAUCGGGCUGGCCACGUGGCAGGUGUUCUACCUGCGCCGCUUCUUCAAGGCCAAGAAGCUCAUCGAAUAGAAGGCCAGCGAGCGCUCUUCAGAAUCCGGCUCCUUCGCCGGGCUCUGCCGACGCGUCCUAACAAGCAUCCUCCGCGGACGGCGAGUGACGUUUUGGGUGGGGGGAGGGGGCGGGGGGGGGGGGGGGUGGUGCUUCAAAUUCUAUUUUUUCAAAGAUGCCGGACUAACAGGACAAAACCCAUUGGGCCUGCUUUGUUUUGUGGUUUGAAACAUGACAAGCGCGCCGUACGAGGCGCGUCUGUCCGCACUGUUCCCAAAUGUUCCGGCUUCUCACCGACGACGAGCUCGGUUUUGUUUGGAGCGGACGUGCCACGGGAAUGUUGCCGAGGAGUUCCUCUUUUUCCAGUGAAGGCUAUUUGAAAGUGCGCUUUGUUUGUGACGUCGCUGUACUACUACUUCUGUGUUAAGUCGCUCCAUUCGCGUACUUGUCUUUUUCUUUGGAUUUUUGUUUUCAAGCUGUAAAUGCCCUGUGUCACAAUCUGUGUUUAUUUUUGUUUGAAUGGGGUUGUCACUGUAAUGUUGUCCUUUUAUUAACGAAUUAGAUCACCAUCUUUGAACUCCGGCAUGUUAUGAUUCUGCCACUCACCAAAAAUGGCCGACAACGAGCGGUAUUUGUAAACAGCCUGGACGAGACCUGAUUUGUAUGUGAAGUCUGCUCUCCAGGCAUUUGCACACUGCUAGCUAAAUUCAACAUUUGACGCCAUUAACAAGCAACUCUUACCAAUUUCUAGUACUUGCAGAUCCAUCCAAUGUAUGUUUGUUUAGGAUUUUUGUUCUCUUUAGAGCUACUUAGGAGGCGUGGUUACGUGGGUUUAUGGGAGGUUUGCUGCUGACCUGAUGGGCUUAAUUAUGAAGGCGUCUGCCAUGGGGAUCUUUUAAAUGGCGACCGUGUGCAUUAUGAAUGCGCAAUUGGUGAUUUUUAUGUUGACUGGUGCAUUUUGUAAAUUUGUGUUGGGCUUUUACUCAAUAAAGUAUUGGAUGGAUUUCCUUUGGUAGCUCGACUG